UGGCUAUCUUAUAAAAACAGGAGCAUAGGAGGCUACAGGAAGGAAAGCAGAGGCAGCCUGAGGCAGCUGAGAACUGUACUUGCCCUCAUCCUUUGGGAACCAGGUUUUCUUGUUAAAGCUGAUUGACAUUUCGUCGUGGGAACGUAGACACCUUUCAGUUUCUUCUAGCUUGGCAAGUUGCUAUGACCAGACCACAAAUGAUGGCCCCUAUUUGUCUGGUGGAAAACCACAAGGAGCAACUGUCAGUGAACCAGAAAGCCAUAGAGAUUCUGGACAAAAUUUCACAGCCAGUGGUAGUCGUGGCCAUUGUGGGAUUGUACCGCACAGGGAAGUCGUACCUGAUGAACCGUCUGGCAGGACAGAAUAAAGGCUUCCCUCUGGGAUCCACUGUGCAGUCUGAAACCAAGGGCAUUUGGAUGUGGUGUGUUCCACAUCCCACCAACCCAAAGCACACCCUGGUCCUCCUGGACACCGAGGGACUGGGGGACGUGGAAAAGGGUGACCCUAAGAAUGACUCAUGGAUCUUUGCCCUGGCCGUGCUUCUGAGCAGCACCUUCGUCUACAACAGCAUGAACACCAUCAACCACCAGGCCCUGGAGCACCUGCAUUAUGUCACAGAACUCACUGAUCUGAUCAGGGCAAAGUCUUCCGAAAGUCCUGGUGGAAUAAAGAAUUCCACAGAGUUUGUGAGUUUCUUUCCAGACUUCAUCUGGACUGUUCGGGAUUUCACGCUGGAGCUGAAGUUAUGUGGAGACAGCAUCACAGAGGAUCAGUACCUGGAGAAUGCACUGAAGCUGAUCCCAGGCAACAAUCCUAGAAUCCAAGCAUCCAAUUUGCCCAGGGAGUGCAUCAGACAUUUCUUUCCUAAACGGAAGUGCUUUGUGUUUGACCGGCCAACAAAUGACAAAGAACUCUUACAAAAAAUUGAGACUGUCUCAGAAGACCAACUGGAUCCUAAGUUCCAGGAACAAACAAGUGCUUUUGUUUCUUACAUCUUCAAUGAUGCAAAAAUCAAGACUGUCAGAGAAGGAAUUAAGGUCACUGGGAAUCGACUGGGGACUCUGGUGACAACCUACGUGGAUGCCAUCAACAGUGGAGCAGUGCCUUGUCUGGAUGAUGCUGUGACAACUCUGGCCCAGCGAGAGAACUCAGCAGCCGUGCAGAAGGCAGCUGACCAUUACAGUGAGCAGAUGACCCAGCGACUGAGGCUCCCCACAGACACUCUCGAGGAGCUGCUGGAUGAGCACACAGCCUGUGAGAAGGAAGCCAUUGCUGUCUUCAUGGAGCACUCCUUCAAGGAUGAAAACCAGCAAUUCCAGAAGAAGCUGCUGGAAUUGAUAGAUGAGAAGAAAAGCAUUUUCAUGCUGAAGAAUGAAGAAGCAUCAGAUAAAUUCUGCCAGGAAGAACUGAAUCGGCUUUCGAAGGCUUUUAUGGAAAAUAUUUCAACAUUUUCUGUUCCUGGAGGACACAGGCUCUACAUGGAAAUGAGGGAGAAGAUUGAACACGGCUACUGGCAGGUGCCCAGGAAAGGGGUGAAGGCAAGGGAAGUCUUCCAGAACUUUCUGCAGUCACAGGCCACCAUCGAGAGUUCCAUCCUGCAGGCAGAUACAGCUCUCACCGCUGGGGAGAAGGCCAUUGCAGAGGAGCGGGCCCAGAAGGAGGCGGCUGAGAAGGAGCAGGAGCUGCUAAGACAGAAGCAGAAGGAGCAGCAGCAACUGAUGGAGGCUCAAGAGAGAAGUCACAAGGAAAACCUAGAGCAACUGAGAACGAAGCUGGUGCAGGAGAGACAGCAGCUCAUCAAAGACCAGGAAAAGAUGCUGGAGAAGCAGCUGCAGGAUCAAAAAGCUUUGCUUGAAGAAGGAUUUAGGAAGAAAUCUGAGGAAAUGAAUGGAGAAAUACAGCGUUUGAAGCAUAACAUCGAUGAUAUGAAAAGAAACAGUGGUUCUAUUUUAGACAAUAUUAUAAAAGGAUUUGCUACAGUAAUUUGUGCUCCUGCUUUAAUAGCUGUAGAGGCUGUAAAAAAAAUAUUUUCAAUAUUUAAAUAGGAUUCACUCUUCGUUUGAUAAAAUGAGACAUUGUGAAUAUAUACUUUCUUAUUUUGAAGCUUUAUGUUUUCAUUUUCCUUCAGCAAAUUUAAACAUAAAAAGUGCUUAUGAGAGAGAACAUCUAUGCCUUGCCCACAUUAGAUAGAUCCUAUAUAUAUGUUUGCACAGACAAUGUUUGUUUUUAGGGAACAAUUUUUUGGAACCAUUCCUAUGGAAGCAAUGUGAUUAGUCAUUGCGUGUUCCGACAGUUACUGUUGGUCAACUGGACUAGAUACAGAAUCAUUCAGGAACAAGCUCUCCUGCCUCCUGUGAGCACCGUCUGUUCUAGGUUAGCUUGUGGGGGUCACCUCAGGUUACUAUGGUAGGAAACCCACCCCAAGUGCUGACAGCACUAUUUCUGUGGACUUCGGACACAGUUACACAGUGGAAGCAAGCUGGGCAUUAACGUCCACCACUUGUGACUUCCUGACUGUGGAUGCCAUGGAUCAUCAGCCUCAGCUUCUCUCCUAUGCCUUCUUCACCACGCUAAAUGUAUCUAUCAUGUGGGAUCAUGAACCAGAACAAACCCUUUCUUUCCUAAGUUGCCUUUGUUGGGGUAUUUUGUCAUAGCAAGAAGCAGAAACGUCAUUGAUAUCAGUGUAAUGUUGAUAAAUUUGGAAAUUACUUAAACAUCAUUGAAUAUGAUUGGUUACAUAUUUUAAUGUAUCUGGAUCCUGGAGUGCUAUAUAGUCAAGUAACAAAUGUCUGUCAAGUUGUCUGUAUACUAAUGUAAAUUGAGCUUAAAGAUUUCUUAUAAAAUGAAGUCAAAACACCA
This is a messenger RNA of Cricetulus griseus (Chinese hamster), 2859 nucleotides long. NCBI's taxonomy places the organism in Eukaryota, Metazoa, Chordata, Mammalia, Rodentia, Cricetidae. The record is from RefSeq and is a predicted model, not a curated record.